CAUACAUCUAAACUGUCAAAUCUCAUCUUAAUCUAUAGCUUUGUUCGGUGCUAAAAAAAACACACCUCAUAUUGCCGUCAAUCUCUCAUAUUUUCAGAGAACAUAAAAAAGUUGAAAAAAAUGGGAGAAGCAGGAAAAAUGCCGGUGAUAGGAAUCGACCUUGGAACAACGUACUCAUGUGUGGCAGUUUGGCAGCGUGGUCGAGUUGAAGUCAUUCCUAACGACCAAGGUAACCGAACGACGCCGUCUUGUGUGGCUUUCAAUGAAAAUGAACGUUUUAUUGGUGAUGCAGCAAAGAACCAAGCAUGUACCAACCCUUCCAACACUAUCUUUGAUGCAAAGAGACUAAUUGGCCGAAAAUUCAAUGACAAAGCUCUACAGAAUGACAUGAAACUGUGGCCUUUCAAGAUUGCUCCUAGUGAUGAUAAUGACAAAAAGCCUUUGAUUGUGGUCAGCUACAAGGGUGAAGAGAAGGAAUUUGCUGCGGAAGAGAUAUCGGCUAUGAUCCUUUCUAAGAUGAAAGAAAUUGCAGAGGCCUAUCUUGACUCAACUGUGAAGGAUGCUGUUGUCACAGUUCCGGCUUAUUUCAAUAACUUGCAGCGUCAGGCAACAAAAGAUGCCGGAUAUAUUGCUGGACUGAAUGUCUUGCGGAUAAUCAAUGAGCCAACAGCUGCUUCCAUUGCUUAUGGCUUUGGUAAGACGUCUCAUGGAAGCAUAGAUGCCAAGAAGAAUGUGUUAGUAUUUGACCUUGGUGGGGGUACUUUUGAUGUCUCUUUGGUUACUAUCGAAAAAGAUCUGUUCGAAGUGAAAUCAGUCAAUGGGGAUACACAUUUGGGAGGAGGAGAUUUUGAUAGUAGAAUGGUUCAAUACUUCGUGGCAGAGAUUGAGAGGAAGCAUGGGAAGAACAUUGUUAAAGACCCUAAGGCUGUUGGAAGAUUAAGAGCUGCUUGUGAGAGAGCAAAGAGAAUCCUUUCUUCGGCUUCUGUGACUACUCUUGAGAUUGAUUGUCUUUUCGAUGGCAUUGAUUUUAAUUCAACAAUCACCCGUGCACGAUUUGAGAAGAUGAAUUUAGAUUUGUUUGAAGAGUGUCUAAAACCUGUUGAAAAAUGCUUGAAUGAUUCUAAAAUGGAGAAGGGUGAUGUUCACGAUAUUGUCCUAAUUGGUGGGUCAAGCAGAAUACCCAAGGUUCAGCAACUGUUGCAAGAUUUCUUCUGCGGUAAGAAUUUCUGCAAAAGUAUUAAUCCUGAUGAGGCCGUUGCUUGUGGAGCUGCUAUCCAGGCUGCAAUUUUGAGCGGUGCAGAGUACAAGGAUUUUCUACUUCUUGAGGUAACUCCCUUAUCUCUUGGCAUUAAGGUUCUCUCAGGAGAUCUGACGGUUGUGAUUCCUCGGAACACUCCAAUUCCAACAAAGAAGGAGGAAGGUUUUGAAACAUGUUAUGACAACCAAAAGACUGUUAGAGUCUGCAUCUAUGAAGGUGAGAGACCGAAAGCCAAAGACAAUCACUUACUGGGUUCGUUUGAAGUUCACGAGCUUCCACCAUUACCAGCUGGUGAUUGCAUAUUCGAUGUCUGUUUUGAGAUCGAUGUUGAUGGCAUAUUGAAAUGUUCUGCCCGGGAGCAGAUCACUGGAAAACAGAAUGAAAUUACCAUUACAAAUCAUAGUGGAAGACUGUCGAAGACAGAGAUGGAGAGGAUGCUGAAGGAUGCCGAGAAGUACAAGGUUGAAGAUGAGAAGUACAGACAAAAAGUCAAAGCUAUGAAUGCAUUGGAUAACUAUACUCAAGAUGUGAUGGUCAUGCUGAAAAACCAUGGUAAUAAGAUUGGAUUGAAAGACAAAAGGAAGAUGGGUGAUGCCAUUGAUCAGACUGUUCGUUGGCUAGAUUGGAAUAAUCUCCUUGUAGAUGGUUGUAGGUUCGAGGAUAAGAUGAAAGAACUUGAGAGCGUAUGUGAGCCCAUAAUUGCAAAGAUAAUGCAGCACCAAAAUGAUGAUGUACCAGCAAGUGACAUAAAAAUCGAAAUCAGCAGUGACAGUGAGUAAGCUUGGUUGGAAUUAAACAUGCUUAAAAAAUUAAAUAUGCUAAUGUUUUGUUGAUUGAACAGGUUGCUCUUAGACCAAUUAGAGUAUUUUGGUCUUAUAGUAUAGAUUGGUAGUAUCGAAUUGAUAAUGUAAGUGUUUAAUUUUAAUUUUUUUUUUUUGGAGGAAGUGUGUAAUUUUACUAUCUUUUAAUAUGAAACUGAUAAGCAUGAAAUUAGUGACUUAUACUUUGUUUGGUAUUUUUUUUAGUAAAAGAAGUGAAAAGAAGGGAAUAAAAGAAAAGAACUAAAGAGAAGAUAAGGUAGUUGUAGUUUCCAAUGUUUGGUAUAAUUGGUGAAUUUGAGAGGAAUUAUAUGUUUGGUUAUCAUUAGUAAAGAAAAGAAAAUGAAGGAAAUAAAGAGAACAUAGGUAAAAGCUUGUUAGCUUUUUUUCCUGUCAAAUUCCUCCGAUUUUGGGAGAAGAGGAAAAUAAGAAUUUAAGAGUAUUAUUUUCCUUCCAAUUCCUCUCCUUUCCAAUCAAACCCCUUUUAUAUUCUUUUACCAAACAUGAAAAAGUUUGUUUUUGUCUUUCCUUUCUUUUCCAUCUGCUACCAAACAAAGCCUUAGUACAAAUGUGAAACUGAUAAACAUGAAAUUAGUGUAACACUUUGUUUGGUAUUAUUUUAGUAAAGGAAAGGAAAAGAAAGAAAAAGAAGAGAAAAGAAGGUAGUUGUAGUUUUCAAUGUUUGGUUAAUUUAUGGGUUUGAGAGGAACUACAUGUUUGGUUGUCAUUAGUAAAAGAAAGAAAA
Messenger RNA from Beta vulgaris subsp. vulgaris (sugar beet), 2821 nucleotides. Its product is annotated as heat shock 70 kDa protein 18-like. The record is from RefSeq and is a predicted model, not a curated record. Gene Ontology annotation, cellular component: cytoplasm. Lineage: Eukaryota; Viridiplantae; Streptophyta; Magnoliopsida; Caryophyllales; Amaranthaceae. Gene Ontology annotation, biological process: protein refolding; cellular response to unfolded protein. Bases 121 to 2037 code for a protein of 638 amino acids. Gene Ontology annotation, molecular function: misfolded protein binding; ATP-dependent protein folding chaperone; ATP binding. The transcript has 2 exons.